AUGGAGAGUACAAAGAGACCGGAUGGGAUCGAGGGGAGGAUAAAUUCGCAGUCGCAGGUUUCGUUGAAUAUAAGUACGACGAAUUCGAGUUCGCAGACGGAUUUGAAUAGGAUACGAAUGGGUACGAAUGAGAAUGCACGCUCGACAGAGACAUUACAAUUGAGACCGAAUACUCCGAAGGCGAACAUUGAGAUUGGAUCGAGCUCGAAUAUACACCAAGGACAGAGUCCGAGUCCGCAGACGGGUAGUAGGAGUGGAAGCAGGAGUGGGAGUGUUAGUGCUCAAGGGAGCCAGAGAAUUAAAGAGGGAAAGAGACAGAGGAUUGAUAGCAUUCUGGAAGAGGCGAGGAAUAGGAAGAUUACAAUGGAUACCCCUGGAGAUGGGGAGGAGAGUCAGAGUCCUGGGAGGGGAGUGAAUGGAUAUGAGAAUGAGAAUGAGAAUGGACAUGGACAUACAAAUGGUAAAGAAAGCAGAGGGGAAAGUAGCGCAGAUGAAGAAACGAGUGUAUUGAGACGCGGUCCCGAUAUGAACUAUGGAGGCGUCAGUGGCGGAACUACAGCGAUCACUGCAGAUACAAAUAAUGGAAAUAACAGCACGAGGAGGAAACUUGGAGCAAAGGAUCCAAAUAAGAGAGGAGGGGUAUGGGGAACGGGAAGAGGGAGAGGAUUUUCAGGGGCCGAGGCUGAGGGGGUAAUUACUGAAGAUGAGAGUAGGAUGAAGCGAAGCGGGAGGAUAGGAAAAUGGUGGAAGAGAAUGAUGGAUGAGUAUGGAAGUAUCGAGUUGGAAAAUAAGGGGAGUGUUGCGAGGGAUCAUUUGGCACUUGGUUUGUGGUUUCUUUCUCUCGCUAAAUUUCAGAUCACACGACUCGUUUGUCACACGUCUGAGGAUGGACAUGUGUUAUUUUACUAUGUUGCUGACUAUGGGGGGUGGAUAGAAAGAACAUUUUUAGCUUGGCUACGAACUUCCCUCGCCUUCGCUAGUAUCGGAAUUGCAAUCACUCAACUAUUCCGCCUCAAUACUUCAAGCUCCACUACCCCCGCCCCAUCAGAGCCUCAAAGCAGUCUCCGCCAUCUCGGCAAACCCCUAGGCGCCACUUUCGUGGGAAUAUCGAUUCUCAUGCUCUCAGUAGGUUUUCAUCGAUAUUUUGAAGGGCAGUUUUACAUUAUUAGAGGAAAGUUCCCAGCUAGUAGGGGCAGUAUUGCACUUGUGGCGAUGAUUACAGGCGCGUUGAUGGUGACGAGUUUAGUGGUUGUGGUGGUGGGUAAUAGGGGCGGAUUCGAGAAGUAG
Molecule: messenger RNA, 1287 nt
Organism: Botrytis fragariae
Lineage: Eukaryota; Fungi; Ascomycota; Leotiomycetes; Helotiales; Sclerotiniaceae
Product: putative abc sequence protein
Exons: 2
Coding region: 1-1287 (428 amino acids)
Source: RefSeq, a predicted model, not a curated record